This is a messenger RNA of Mercenaria mercenaria, 936 nucleotides long. RefSeq lists its product as uncharacterized. Lineage: Eukaryota; Metazoa; Mollusca; Bivalvia; Venerida; Veneridae. Gene Ontology annotation, molecular function: DNA binding; DNA-directed DNA polymerase activity; nucleotide binding. Gene Ontology annotation, biological process: DNA replication. The transcript has a single exon. The record is from RefSeq and is a predicted model, not a curated record. The coding region runs from base 1 to 936 and encodes 311 amino acids.
AUGCUCCGUAUACAACAUGCUAGAAAUGGUGAUGAAAAGGUAAUUGGACCUUACAGAGGAGAUGGUUAUUAUGAAACAGGAGACCAGAAAGUCGUUUUAGAGUUUCACGGUGAUUUCUGGCAUGGUAAUCCAAAACUAUAUUCAAGUUCAACGGUAAACCCUGUCAAUAAACUAACCGUGGAGUUAUAUCAAAACACUUUAACAAAACAGAAAUACAUAGAAGAGAUUGGUUACACAUAUGUAUCUAUUUGGGAGUCUGAGUUUGAAAAAGAAUUAAAAGAAAACAAUGAAAUGAGGACUUUUAUAGAACAGCUGGAUAUGGUAACUCCUUUACAACCUAGAGAAGCUUUUUCUGGUGGUCGAACAGAGGCAUUUACACUUUACAAAGAAGCAACUGAUGAUGAAACUAUCGACUAUUAUGAUGUGACAUCCCUUUACCCAUUUAUCAAUAAGACAGGAAAAAUUCCAUUGGGUCACCCAAAAAUAAUUACAGAAAAUUUCGCAGAGAUUGAUAAAUAUGAGGGGUUAAUCAAGUUUAAAGUUAUCCCACCGCGAGAGUUAUUUAUACCUGUCCUGCCUUGUAAAAUGAAUGGAAAAUUGUUAUUCUCUUUGUGCAAAAUAUGUGCCGAAUCGUAUCAACAAACUAAAUGUUUGCAUACGAACGAAGAAAGCGCUUUUAUAGGCACUUGGGUAACAGACGAAGUUAAAAAAGCCAUGGAUAAGGGAUACACGUUGUAUUGCGUUUAUGAAGUCUGGCAUUUCGAAAACGUCUCUCAAUAUGACCCUGUUGUUAAAGAAGGGGGUCUCUUCACUGAAUAUGUAAACCAAUUUCUUAAAAUCAAACAGGAAAAAAGUGGUUGGCCAAAAUGGUGUAAGGCGGAAGAGCAAAAACAAAUUUAUAUUGAGCAUUAUUAUGAAAAAAGGGGUCCAGCUUGA